Messenger RNA from Cavenderia fasciculata, 525 nucleotides. RefSeq lists its product as uncharacterized. The record is from RefSeq and is a predicted model, not a curated record. Lineage: Eukaryota; Evosea; Eumycetozoa; Acytosteliales; Cavenderiaceae. The transcript is spliced from 2 exons. Bases 1 to 525 code for a protein of 174 amino acids.
AUGACUACUCUAUUAUCUCUAUCUAAUUUAUUACUAUUACAUAUAAUAACAGAUAUUGAAGAUAACGUAGAUAUAAUAUGUUUGUUGUUAACUUGUAAAAAGUUAUACAGUCAAAAUAGUAGUGAGAAUAGUGUAUCAGGUCAUCAAGUUAUGAUACCUAAAUGUUAUCGUCCCGAUGACUAUCCCACAUGGAUACAAGAUCGUAUAACCGCUGGUCCAAAGAAGAUAGUCGAUAAAAGUAGAACCAUUAUAACAACAGCGUUAAUGAAUGAUUUCGAACCAUUAUCAAUAGAUUCACUAUACAAGAUACCAUCAAUCGAGACACUAUUCAUCAAUAACCAACAAAGGGAAACUGUGGUAGAUCUAUCCUCCAUCUCACGGUUACCAAAUCUUCAACGACUUGAAGUUUGCUCUCGUUGGUUUAAAAUUGGUGGCCAAAAUACAUCACUAAACUCUCUAAAACUAUAUAGAUCUGUCAAAUACUCUCUCAGUGACUUGGCACUCACCAAUCGCUGGAAGAGUUGA